GAUAUCAAAGCACCAUCGAUGUUCACUAAUCGUCAAGUCGGCAAAACUUUGGUGAAUCGUACACAAGGAACAAAGAUAGCGAGCGAAGGACUGAAAGGACGUGUCUUCGAGGUGUCUUUGGGCGAUUUGAACAACUCUGAAUUCGACUUCCGUAAAUUUCGACUGAUCUGCGAAGAUGUUCAAGGCAGAAAUUGUCUUACGAACUUCCACGGAAUGAAAUUCACGAGGGAUAAACUCUGCUCAAUUGUUAAGAAGUGGCACGUAAGUAUUUAA
This is a messenger RNA of Anisakis simplex (herring worm), 273 nucleotides long. Lineage: Eukaryota; Metazoa; Nematoda; Chromadorea; Rhabditida; Anisakidae. The record is from the annotation of a GenBank genome assembly.